AAAAAACGUCAAAAUUGUCAAAACAAAAAGAUGUCGUCUACGUAGCGACCGUGUUUUUGUAUUAAAAUUAUAAUGAAAAUCAAUUAAAAUGACCGAGUUAUGGAGCGCAAAUGGUUUGUGCCGCUGCUGCCACGCAGAAGGCACCUUCAAGAGCCUAAGCGGAUCAUAUUCUGUAAAUGGAGUGGACGAAAUAUUGUCGACAAUGCUUCGCGAGACUUUCGAAGUGAAUAUAGCGCCUUUGCCAGGAGAGAUAGGAGCGAACACGUACAACAUCUGUCCGCUAUGCGAGCCGCGGCUGACAGACGCAGUGCUCUUCAAGAAGCAAGUCGUAGCGUGCGAAGAGAAGUUCAUGAGGUAUUACGCUGGGUGCGGUGUUAAUGAUGGAGAAUCUUUUAUGAAAGGUGUAAAAUUAGAAGUAGGCAGUAUUUCAGAAGGUCCAAAAGAAGAAACUCUAUUUCCUGACGAAAAAGACAUUAAAUACAAUGAUGAAGACAAAGUACCCUCAAUGGAGAUCUUCAUCGAGACGGAUUUGGAAGACCAGCCGCUGUCUACCCUCGCAAACAAACGGAGGGCCAGUGAGGAUUCCUACAGGGAUUGGGAGCCGGGACAGAGUGAUACGGAGGAACCACAAGAACAGAGCAAACAACGAAAGGCGAAGUCGAAAAAGUUCGCUUGCGACAUCUGCCAAAAGAAAUUCACUUACAACGGUUCUUUAGAAGUACACAUGAAGAUUCACACUGGAGAAAAAACUCAUUUGUGCCAAUUGUGCAACACAAAGUUUGUCAACAGCAAAGACUUGACCAAACACAUAGAAAGCACACACUCGGACAACGGCAAAUAUGUCUGUACAAUUUGCAAUAAGACGUUUGACAAAACAAGGCUGUUAAAAAAACAUCUAAAAUCUCACUUCGAUGACAAAUUCAAAUGUAGUUAUUGCUCAAAAGAGUUCCAAAGGAAGAAAGGAUUAAAAGAACACUUAAAAACGCAUACCGGUGAGAGGAAAUACAGCUGUGAAGUUUGUAACAAGUCGUUCGGGCAUAACCAAACGUUGAAAUCUCAUAUGCUCACCCACACCGGUGAACGGCCUUAUGUUUGUGAUGUGUGUGGAAGACGGUUCCCCCAAAGGACACACUUGAAAAGACACAUAAUAAUAAUACACACUGGAAUGAAACCGUAUUCCUGUAAAAUCUGUAACAAGCAGUUCUCGAGCAAAAGUUAUUUGGCAAUCCAUGAACGGACCCAUACGGGUGAACGACCGUUCUCAUGUGAAGUUUGUAAGAAGGAUUUCACAGCAUACACAACGUUGAAAGUGCAUAUGAGAGUGCAUACUGGUAUUAAACCGUAUACUUGCAGUUUCUGCAGCAGGCAGUUCGCUCAAAUGGCCAGUUUUAAAUUGCAUGAAAGGACUCAUACCGGUGAAAAGCCGUUUUCAUGUAAAGUUUGUAAGAAACCGUUCUCUGAUAAUGGAUACUUGAAGAUUCAUAUGAGAGUGCAUACUGGAGAGAAGCCCUAUCCAUGCGAGAUUUGUAAAAGAUGUUUCCGCGAAACCGGCCAGCUAAAACGUCACAUGCGAGUCCACACGGGCAUCAAACCUUACACCUGCAAGAUAUGCAACAAGCAAAUAGGAAAUCUAUCCAAACACAUGCGUGUGCACUCUGACGAACGGCCUUAUAAUUGUACUGUGUGUAAUAAACAGUUUUCUAUAAGUGGGAAUUUGAAAUUGCAUAUGAGGAUACAUACGGGGGAGAAACCGUUUUCGUGUGAAAUGUGCUGUAGCCAGUUCGCUCAGAGCAGUGCGUUGAAAAGGCAUAGGUGCAAUAGGCCUAGUGAUGGCUGAUUAGGGCGAGGGGGUGGCUGAUUUAGUCGAGGGGAUGGCUGAAUACCAGCGGAAGUAUGGCUGAUUAAAAGCUAGAGGAUGGCUGAUUAGGGCGACAUGAUGGCUGAUUUAGGGCGAGGGGAUGGCGGAUUUUGGGCGAGACGAUGGCUGAUUGAAAGCAAGAGAAUGGCUGAUUAGAGCGAAAGAAUGGCUGAUUAGGCCGAGAGAAUGGCUGAUUGAAAGCGAGAGGAUGACCGAUUUGGAACGAAAAAUGGCCAAUUAAGGCAACAGGAUGGCUGAUUGGGAGCGAAAGAGUGGCAGAAUAUCAGCGUAAGGAUGGCUGAUUGGGGAAAAAAGACAUCUGACUGACGAAAGUGGGUGAUAAAAAUCAAAAAAUGUAAAGGACUGCUUUUAAGUAAAAGGAUGGCUCGUUUACUUAAUAUUAAUAUGAGCUUUGCAAUUUUUUGGUACUUAUUUGAAAUCAGCUACUUAUACAAAUGUGCAUUUAUUUAUUUUUCAGUAUUAUUUAUUAAUUUAUUACAUCACAAAAGUAUUAUUUU
Ostrinia furnacalis (Asian corn borer) is the source of this 2376-nucleotide messenger RNA. Its product is annotated as gastrula zinc finger protein XlCGF57.1. The record is from RefSeq and is a predicted model, not a curated record. The transcript has 7 exons. Gene Ontology annotation, cellular component: nucleus. Gene Ontology annotation, biological process: regulation of DNA-templated transcription. Gene Ontology annotation, molecular function: RNA polymerase II cis-regulatory region sequence-specific DNA binding; zinc ion binding; DNA-binding transcription factor activity, RNA polymerase II-specific. NCBI's taxonomy places the organism in Eukaryota, Metazoa, Arthropoda, Insecta, Lepidoptera, Crambidae. The coding region runs from base 89 to 1837 and encodes 582 amino acids.